AUGAGAGAAAGCCGGGAUAAUUGCUCUUUAUGCGAGAAUGUAUUAGGAGAUGAAGAACGAGUAGUAACUGGUGAGAAAGGGGCUGAAGGAGUCAACCGGACCAGCUUUGGAAGAGGUGAUAGGAUCGUUGUAUGUUCUGAGACUGUGGUGCACAAAAAAUGUCGCAUGAAUUACAUCAAUAAGAAGCAAAUAGAUUUGUAUAAGAAGGCAAAGUUCAACAAGCCGUCCCUACCUGUCAAACGAAGUGCACGCGCUUCUAUUGGGCCUUAUGACAGCAGGACGCAUUGUUUAUUCUGCGGAAAUGAAAUAGUAAAGGCAUCAAGUAGUGGCGUAUAUUCUGAAGAAUACAGCUGUGUUAAAACAGAUACAUUUGUGGAAACAGUCUUGUCGCAUUGUAAACAGCGUAACGACGAUUGGGCAUUUACUGCUCAAGGGAGAAUAGAAUACUUUGGAAAGGAUUUGCAUGUUGCAGACAGUCUGUAUCAUCGGUCAUGUGACAUUCAUUUUCGCACAAAUAGAGGUAUUCCCAUGCAGUACCAAGUUGGAUUUACUGAAAAGAUCAGAGGUGUGUUGUUGUGCACACUUCAUGUUAAAUGUAUGGAAAAUUCCCAGUCCGGUCAUACAAUGGUUCGGAAAAUACAAUGGUUUUGUCAGCAAGGCGAGGGUUUCUACAUGCAUAUAUUUUCUAGUAUAUUUAAUAUUUCAUAGUAUUUUGUGCAUACAGAAGUUCAAUGUUAAAUAUUUUUACAAUAAUUUGAGGAAUGGAAUAUUGCAGCAUAUACUACUGUAUUCUAUUUACAUGCCUUUGUAAUUUUGUUUGUAUAGGAAUAAAUAAGUGUAUGGGUAAAUAUCAGGAUUUUGGGCACCUACACUCAAUAUAACUAAUCGUCGAUAGUAUUUGUAGAUGGAAAUUUCGUGAAUUUUAUACAUUGAUUAAACCUAACCAGGAGCUGCAUGUUGCCUUGCGAUUCGGGUGCAGCCCUCUAAUCAACUGAGCUUCUGAGGUCAGCUGUCAAGCUCUAACCGCAAGUUCAUGUACAGUAUGUAUACUAAAUUGAUGCCAAUGUAAGGUGUAUAGGCAAAUUUCCAUCCAUAAAGUGCAUCUAUAAUUCGUAAUAUCAAGUGUAGGUGCCCAAAAUCAUACGGAAAUGCAUUAGUCUUCAAGUUGCACACGGGCAUUUACACUAUCAUAACCAAUCAAAUAAAAUGCCCGGGUGUGUUCCGGGGGGGGGAUGGUUACUCCUGGAAUUGACUCAUGCAUUAGAGAAAUGUUCCUUGUUAUUUUUGCUAUUUGUAAUAAACUAAUUGUGUUCUUUGCCACAGGAACCAAUUUUUGAUAACUAAAUUAUAUUUUGAUAUUUACUGUUGUAUUUUCUAUGUAGAUGCAUAA
Molecule: messenger RNA, 1390 nt
Organism: Paramuricea clavata
Lineage: Eukaryota; Metazoa; Cnidaria; Anthozoa; Malacalcyonacea; Plexauridae
Source: the annotation of a GenBank genome assembly